UCAUUGCAUAAUCCUACCCGUUCAGUCUUUGUUCAACACGCAGCGUACGGAGAGGUGUUCCAAACACAUCACCAUACAGAUCACCAGGCUUCAACGCUUGAUCCUAACAUAUACACUAGACUAGAUAAAGUUUUCCAAGCACAACGCCUUACAGAAUACCAUAUCACAAAGGUUUAUCGUUACAUACAUACACUAAACUAGACUAAAAUGGCUUUCUCUACGGAUAAUGGCUAGGCCCAGACGGAAAGCCAGUAACAGCAAGCCUGAGCAGGAUAACACCAAAUAUGGCGCCACAGGGACGCCUUCAGAUGUACCCACUCGUAAAGACAUUCAGCCAGAGGAAGAUGGAACCACCCUAACGCAGCCUCACUCCGAACACGAUUUCCACCUGUCCGGAUCUGUAUCAUUUACCUUACCACAACAAUCUGACAUAGCAACAGGCGGCGACGUAGAUAGGACCGCAAAAGCCUUCAGCUCUGAGACCAAUGGGGACGAUAUCGCCACUGAUACUACUGACCAUGUACACACAGAGAAA
Pecten maximus is the source of this 535-nucleotide messenger RNA. RefSeq lists its product as uncharacterized. Lineage: Eukaryota; Metazoa; Mollusca; Bivalvia; Pectinida; Pectinidae. The record is from RefSeq and is a predicted model, not a curated record.